AUGUGGCAUCGUCUUCGGGUCCAGGUGCUGGGUUCAACGGCGGUGCGGGCAGAGGCGCCGCGGCUGACCUCGAGCAUAGCCCUGAUGGAGCAGAAGGCAGGGCUUCGGAAUCUGCACCAGUACCCCACAGCUCGGCACAAAAGCUUGGUAAAAGACCGCAUCCGCUUUGCACGGAACUGGUGGUUAACGGGGGGGAACAACUACGAGUUGGUGCACGAAGAGGGCCAUGAGCGAGAGGCCACGGAGUGCUUCGCGGAGUACGCCCAGGAUUCAGGCAAUGACGUUUACCUUUUCUCGACUAACAGGCUGAGUGAUCUGCCGCCACGAGAGCGACUUAACGCUAUUGUUGGCCUCAUGAGUGCUCGUUGGAAGGUCAAUGAUGGCAACCGUGGCUUUGACAAGGCGAAGCUGCUUCUUCAGGCCCUGGAGUGCUUUAGUGAGAUGCGUCUCUCUGGGCAAAUUAAAGAAUAUGAGGAGCUCCCAGAACCCGAUCAAGACACGUUUUUGCAGUACGUUGAGGGCUGCUCUCGGUUUGCGCAGGCAUGUGUGCAUUCGCAUCCCAAUGCUGUUGCGAUUUUGUUGCGUGUGGCCCAAAUUUGUGAGGAAAUGCGGUGUAGCGGGAAACGCGAUGAAAUGAUUCAUGUGGUGGAAGCGGCGGCGGAUCGCAUGAACCGUGUGUAUGCCUUUAAUCGUCCCGACGAUAACUUGAAGGUAGCGCCACCGUCACUGAUGGAAAAUGAGGCGAGUGUUCGAAGGAAAAAUUUUGAAGAGUUACAGAGGCGAUAUGGUGACAAGGCAACCCACGUGCUUGAGGAAAAACAACGGGCAGAGUACGUCCGCAUUCACCGGAACAAACGACUCUACCUGCGCCCCAUGGAGAAGGGUAGAAAGGAGAUGGAGACGAUGAAGCUUCCCGCGCGACCCGAGUUCGAUGUGUGGACGACACCUUCUCGGUAG
This is a messenger RNA of Trypanosoma rangeli, 957 nucleotides long. RefSeq lists its product as uncharacterized. The transcript has a single exon. NCBI's taxonomy places the organism in Eukaryota, Euglenozoa, Kinetoplastea, Trypanosomatida, Trypanosomatidae. The coding region runs from base 1 to 957 and encodes 318 amino acids. The record is from RefSeq and is a predicted model, not a curated record.